GGGCUUCGUUGGACCUCGUUUGGAUAGCCUGUGGGCUUGCUCACCCAGCACCGAUCGCACACGCUCUACAACAUCCCGGUGAUCGAGCAGCCCAGGGAGCUCUGGCCUGGGCAGAGGCGGCCACAGGGUCCCAUCCAGCGAACCACUGCCCAGUGGCCGCGUGGAGCGGCUUAGACCAACGCGCCUUGCGCUCGUUUCCUGCAAGCCGGCAGCAUGAACAAGCUGUUUGGCAGCCUGGUGGGCUCUGCCGCCUGCACGGUGCAGCUGGAGCUGCGGCCCAGCGGCGCCGCGGCGGCCACCGCCGGCUCGCAGCCCACUGUCAGCCUGAAGAACAAGCGGGACGAGAUGGAGACGAUGCCGCUGUUCUGCAGCAAGGACACCAUCUCGGGGGAGGUCAAGGUGACCCCCAUCCCGGGCAAGCGAGCCGACCACCAAGGCAUACGCGUGCAGCUGCUGGGGGAGGUGGAGCUGGCCUCGGAGCGGGGCCACCCGCACCAGUUCCUGUCCCUGGUGCGUGACCUGGCGCCCCCCGGCGACCUCACCACCCAGGCGUCGCUGCCGUUUGAGUUUGGGAGCGUGGAGAUGCAGUACGAAUCGUACCGCGGGUCGCAGGCGCAAGUGCGGUACCUGCUGCGCGUCACGGUAUCCCGCGGUAUGGGGCAGAGCGUGGUGAAGGACCAUGCGUUCUGGGUGCGCAACCCGCAGCCCACGCCGGCCGCCGGUCCUCCCAUCAAGAUGGAGGUGGGCAUCGAGGACUGCCUGCACAUCGAGUUUGAGUAUGAGCGGGGGGCGUACCACAUGCAAGACACGGUGCUCGGGCGCAUCCACUUCCUGCUGGUGCGCAUCAAGCUGAAGCACAUGGAGCUGGAGAUACGGCGGCGCGAGACCUCGGGGGCGGGCUCGGCGGCCAAGAGCGAGUCGGAGACGGUGGCCAAGUACGAGAUCAUGGAUGGGGCGCCCGUCAGGGGGGAGAGCAUCCCCAUUCGCCUGAGCCUGCGCCCCUACGACCUCUCCCCCUCCUACGCCAACGUCUUCAACAAGUUCUCGGUGCGCUACUUCAUCAACCUGGUGCUGGUGGACGAGGAGGACAGGCGCUACUUCAAGCAGCAGGAGAUCACGCUGUACCGGCGGGAGGAGGAGGAGGAGGUGCCGCCGCCCGCGGCGCGCCUGCCCCGCCGCAUGGUGUCGCUGCCGCCCGCCUCGGGCCCCACCUCGCCCUCGGCGUCCGCAGCGGCGGCCAUGGCGCACACCAUGGGGCCCGCCAGCUUCCCGGCAGCUGCGCCCGCAAACGGCGGCGCCGCGCCCGCGGCGUCGCCGCUGGACUCGUCGCCGCUGGGCGCGGGGCCGCGGCCAGCGAGCCAGGCUGGCCUGGCGGCAGCAGAGGGCCACCUGAUGCCCAGCGGCAGCGGCGGCAACGGCAGCAGCAGCGCAGCGGCGGCGGCGGCGGCGGCGGCGGCGGCAGAUGCGGGGGAGGAUGCGCCGCUGCUGGCGGGCCAGCAACCGGCGCCGGCCGCCGCCAGCUCGUCGCUGGGAGAUGGCAGUGCCGCCUGAGCAAGUCGGCUGCCCCGUCCAGCUGCAGCCUCGUCUUUGUCCUGUUCCCUCGCUCUUUCCACCUUUUGUACCGCUUCUCCCCUACCUGGUGUAACGCCUGUUGCUAC
This is a messenger RNA of Chlorella variabilis, 1658 nucleotides long. RefSeq lists its product as hypothetical. Gene Ontology annotation, biological process: retrograde transport, endosome to Golgi; intracellular protein transport. NCBI's taxonomy places the organism in Eukaryota, Viridiplantae, Chlorophyta, Trebouxiophyceae, Chlorellales, Chlorellaceae. The record is from RefSeq and is a predicted model, not a curated record. The transcript is spliced from 10 exons. The coding region runs from base 214 to 1551 and encodes 445 amino acids. Gene Ontology annotation, cellular component: retromer complex; endosome.